Molecule: messenger RNA, 5088 nt
Organism: Polistes canadensis
Lineage: Eukaryota; Metazoa; Arthropoda; Insecta; Hymenoptera; Vespidae
Product: ABC transporter G family member 23-like
Exons: 15
Coding region: 598-2694 (698 amino acids)
Cellular component (GO): membrane
Molecular function (GO): ABC-type transporter activity; ATP hydrolysis activity; ATP binding
Source: RefSeq, a predicted model, not a curated record
UGUGUGCACGAAACGCAUCGAAUUCAGUCGAGGAUUUAACACGGCCUCAAACGUUAGUCAUAUAGGUUGAACUUUCCAUCCGAAUUGUUAUUCAUAGAGUCUUAUCAAUACUAUCACGUCGUACCUGUCAACCUUGUCGCGUCUGUAAUUUUAGUUCUCUUUACAUACUACAAUUUUCUUUAAUUAAAUUAUUUCUCUCGAAGAACACGGAUUUCAUUUCAUAAAGUUAAUGUUUUUAUUCAAAAAAGAAAAAGUUUGUCAAAGAAAUUGAAUCGGACAGAAGAAAAUAAUUAAUUUUCUGUCGAUGAUAUAGGUUUAUUUCCUUAAUAAGAAUGAUUUCUAUAAAGUUUAUUUAAAAAAAAUUAGAAAUAAUAUUACGAUUACGAUACGAUGAGAAUGAUCGUUAGGAUUUAAAUGAUAUAAAAAAAAAAAAAGGAAGAAAAAGCAAAGAAUCAUUGUUACUAAAAGUUUUGUUCGUAAUCAAGAAGAAUAUCAGCAGAGACUGCACAUCCUAUUUUGUUUUACAGCAAAUAAGGAAAUAAUAGAUAAACUGAUAUUAUCAACGAGUGACAAGGUAUCAACUUGUAAAAAUCUAAAAUGUACGAAAAGGAAGCGGUCGUAUUGAGAAAUGUGAACAAAUAUUACGGAAAAAAUUUUAAAGUACUCGACGGAUUGAAUCUGACCGUUGCCAAGGGUAGCAUAUACGGAUUAUUGGGUCCAAGUGGAUGUGGAAAAACAACUCUUUUAUCGUGCAUCGUUGGUAUCCGAAAAACAGAUAGCGGUGACGUUUGGGUGCUAGGAGGAAAACCGGGUACUAAAAAUUCGGGUAUUCCAGGACCUAGAGUUGGUUUUAUGCCGCAGGAAAUUUGCCUCGUAGAUGAGUUUUCUGUAAUCGGUGCACUGAAUUAUUUCGGAAGAAUAAAUGGAAUGAAGGAUAACGAAAUAAAAAAACGAUAUCAAGAUUUAGAGGAAAUUUUGCAAUUACCGCCAAAAAAUCGAUUGAUAAAAAAUACGAGCGGUGGCCAGAAGCGAAGAAUAUCAUUGGCUGCAGCUUUACUUCACAAUCCGGAAUUAUUAAUCCUAGACGAACCAACCGUAGGGCUUGAUCCGGUUUUAAGAGAUGAUAUUUGGAAAUACUUAUGUAGGAUCACACAGGAGAACGGUAUUACUGUUAUUAUUACUACACAUUACAUUGAGGAAGCCAGACAAGCGAAUAAAAUCGGUUUAAUGAGAUCAGGUAAAUUAUUAAUUGAAUCUACUCCUGAUCAAUUGUUGGAUCGUUUCCAGUGUGAUAAUUUAGAGGAAGCUUUUUUUAAAUUAAGUAAAGAUCAAGAAGAAAAUGUUAACAGAAAUUUGACUGACAGUUCUGAGACGUUGCAAGAAACAGAAUUUGUAGAAACUUUGGUUCAAUAUCCUACGAAUUCAACGAGUAUUCCAGUAAAACCAAUUAAAAAUUUAUCUACCACUUCUGGAAGAUUCAAGGCUCUUAUAAUCAAAAAUAUGACGCAAUUCUUACGUCGUCCUAGUGGAAUCGUAUUUGCUGCAGGAUUUCCAAUUAUUCAACUUACACUAUUUUUGUAUUCCUUUGGUCACGAUCCUCAAAAUCUGAAAAUCGGUAUUUACAAUCAAGAAACAGGGAACUGUAAUUUUGGUCAAAAUACUGGAAACGUUGUUUACACGCCGGACGAUUACGGUGGUUCGUGCAAUAUCAUUGACUUUAGUUGCCAAUAUUUGCACAAUAUAAAAAAUAUCACCGAGGACAAGAUAUUCUACGACAGUUUUCCGGAUAUGGAGAAUAGUUUGAGAAAAGGAAAACUUUCUGGGAUGAUACAUUUUGGUAAAAAUUUUACGCAAGCAUUGCAAAGAAGAUUAGAGUCGGAGAGAAAUAUGGAAAAAGAAGAAUUUGAAAUGGGAGAAAUUCAAGUCUGGUUGGACAUGUCCAAUAGACAAAUUGGAUUUUUCUUAAAGAAUGAACUUAACAAAAAAUAUUUUGAGACCAUACAAAAUGUCAUGGAAGAAUGUCACUUCCCUAAGAAAACAGCGAAUAUACCAUUAAAUUUCGAAGAUCCUAUUUUUGGUGUUCUUGAACAAGACUUUACGUCUUUCAGUUCACCUACUUAUAUUUUAACGUUAUGUUUUUUCAUAGCAACUGCUGUUACUACCACGAUAUUAAUUUCAGACAAACAUGAGGGAAUUUGGGAAAGAAGCCUCGUUCAAGGAGUUAAAACACCAGAAAUAUUGAUCUCUCAUUUCGUGGUAGAACUGAUGCUGAUCAUAAUACAAGUCAUAAUAAUCUGUACCAUAAGCUUCUUUUAUUUUGGAGUAAAAAGUAAAAGUUCCCUUUUUGCAAUCAUAGGGAUAGUACUUUUAAUGGGUAUAUGUGGAAUGACUUACGGUUUUACGGUUUCGGCGUUUUUCAAUUCGCAUACUUACGCGGAUUUCAUGGUCACUGGAAGUUUCUAUCCUUUGAUACUUCUUAGCGGAUUUCUCUGGCCAAUCGAAGGAAUGCCAACUGCGAUUAGAUGGAUAAGUGUUUUUUUACCAACGACAAUACCAGGAAUAUCACUAAGAGCAAUUAUGAUCAAAGACCUUUCUAUUAGCAAUCCUGAGGUUUACAUCGGUUUCCUCGUGAUAAGUAUUUGGACGGUUAUUUUAUUUCUCCUAUGUCUUUAUGGUCUCAGAAGGAAAUUUUAGGAAAGAGAAGAAAUGGGAAAAAAAAGAAAAAAAUAAUAUUAAUAAUAAUAAUAAUAAAAACGACAAUCUUGCGUCACAACGUGCCUUAGUUUUUAAACGAUUAGUUUUACUUAAAUCGCCGUUAAUUGUUUCGAACGUUAUUUAUUUCGGAUAGGUUUUAUCUUUUCUUUUUUGUUUUUUUUUUUUUUUUAUUUUCUUUUUCCUUCUAAUUAUUAAACGUUUCUCUCUACGAUUUACAUUUAUUUUAUUAUAGAGAUUUACUUGAAUUCUAUAUAGUCGCAUAAUUUAAGUAAUUUAUUUUUUUUUUUAUGUGUGAAUAAAUGCGGGGCGUAUUCGUUAAUUAUGAUUAAUAAUAUUUAAUUGUUUAAUCGAACUUUUUUUUUUUUAUAAUUGUUUUCUCUUUUGUUUUAUUUUUUAAAGUUAAUAUUAACAAAACCACAAAAUGAUCAUAGGGAAAAUAUUGUAAAAUAUGUUUGGGAUUGUUUUAAAGAAUGUUUAGUUUUUAAUCGUUAAAUAGAAUCGCUAUUAUAAAAUCUAUUUGAAAUUUAUGGUAGGAACGCGAUACGACUGUAAAUUAUUUAAUCUUUUCUCUAUAGCGGAACUGGCCACCGGAAAAUUACUGUUCAACGGUACUUCGUAUCAUAAAAGUACAAUUCACGUUGAACGGACGAUGAUUUCUGGCGAGUUUGAAGUGUUGUGGAUAAAGUUUCUUCGAAAAAAAUAAAAUUAAUUAUUAUCGUGAUAAUAUAAAACUUAAAAGAAGAAUAAUACACGAGAAAUAAUGUAUCAUUAACAUAACACGUCUAUGUAUAUUUUGUAUUUCUUUUAUGUUUAUAUAUCGAGUCAACUGUAGACGCAAAUAUUAAAUAGCGAAAAGAUUAAAUUGAAAUUAAGAAGAAAAAAAAAAAAAAGAAAAUGAAACCAAAAGGAGAGCAUUUAUAAUCUUCGAAAGAAUUAAUAUCUUAAGAAUAUUUUGGGAGGAAAAACUAAUAUAUUGUUCUUGUUAAGAAAAAUAAUUUUCUCUCGAAUUAUGUGUCUAGUCAAAUACUAGGCGUCGGUAAUGCAAAAUAACGCGUUGCUACUUAUUAAAUAUUAUAAUAAAUAAUUAGAAAGAGAUAAUAAUAUUUCUCAUUCGAUAAAUUUCAUGCAAUGCGUAUUGAAAAUUAUUUUAUUUAAUUUUAAUUUAUAUAAUUAAAAGAAAUAAAAACAUAUGUGUGGAAAUGCAAAUCAAUGAUCAUUAUUAUUGAUCGAACAUUUGGAAUGACAUCGAGAAAUAGAUCAUAACAUCUGAUAUCAUCAACGUCAGAAUUGCAUAAAGUUUGAAGAAUUAUAUCAGGGUUGUGUUAAAGUUGUACCCGGAACUAAAGUGUGAUCAUACUGUGACCGAUCUAAUUCAAAUUCUGAUUAAAGACGGAAUCCCAGACGGAUUAAAUCCGAUACUAUCUCAGAUAUCAGACCUGAGAUACUUAUACAAAUUUUUUCUCCGGUCGUAGCAAAAAAAAAAAUGAUUGUAUCAAGAUUUGCAUAAAUAAUUAUACCUCAUAACAAUAAUACUGCAUUUUUUUUUUUUUUAUAUUUCAGCAAUUUUGUAUACAUAAGAGUCUGCAUCUAAUAGGAUAUUUUUAUAACAUUCUUCUUGUCUUAUUUUCUCUUGUAGAAUAUAUUUUUAUAAUGUUCGGCGAGAUAAUAUUGGUGUUACGCUCUAUGUAUAUAUAUAUAAAUACACACUCGUAUUAAUUAUUUAUUCAUAAUUUAUUUCUUUUAUCUUGGUAUACAUAUGUUCAAAUAUAUAAUUCACGAUGUUUAGCAUAAUACACUAAACGCGAUAUUACAAACAUAUACAACGUGCGAAUAAUAUUUACGAUUACGUUGUUUGCAGUUGUUCCUGUUGUUAUUAGAUGUAAUUGGUAUAUAUUUUUCUUCUUAUUUCUUUGUUCUUUUUCUAAAUAUAAAUUUUUAUGUCGUACUCGUAAUUGCGUAAAGCAGGUCGAUUCAAUCGUCAACUCCUUCAAUAGAAUUAAUUAUUCUCUCUUUUAAGAGGUGGAACAUAUAAUUUAAUGAAAUAAUUAAUGUUUACUCAUAAGGCUGUAUUAUUCGUCAUAAUAAUUGGUACUCGUUUGUUUUCUUCUAUCUUCUUUUUUUUUAAAUAUAAACUUUGAUGUAUUUACAUAUAGUUUGCGUGUUCGUAAAAUUCGAUCGCCAUACCUUUUAUAAUAAUUACUUUCUCCUCUUAUACAAUAGAUACAAUCGAUUAAUUAAAUUAUACAAUUAAUUCAUUUUUCAACACUCCGUUUUGGUUCGAAUUAAAAAGGAAACUUAUAAGAGAAAAUGAUUUGAUGAAAUGAACUUUUCAUUCGGAUCAUCGAUAUCGGCUUGUCUUCGCACAACAAAAAA